AUGGAAGACGCCAAUGACAUAAUAAAAGAAAUAAUAUACAGAUCAGCCGAUGAGUGCAACCACAACAAUGAAGAGCUUAACUUCCCUACCGUCAUGAAACACUACUAUGACGUGACGCGCAAGUACAGCACCACGAAGCAGCUGUCGGGGGAGAUCCUUAACAAGCUAGUCAUUAUCUGUAAAAAUAUAAUCGAGGAUAAAGUCGCUUGUGAGUACCCCCUGAGGGUGCACGACGAGGAGGAGGAGGAGCAGCAGCAGGAGGAGUAUGAGGAGGAAGAAGAGGAGGAAGACGCCGAGGGUGGAGAAGAGGCCGAGGAAGAGGCCGGGGGUGGAGAGGACGUGCAGGACGUGGCGCGAAGGGAUAGUAACCCCCUCAGCAUGCGGCAUGUCUUUUCCGCUUCGCAAGAUGUGACCCACUACAAACAGUACGAACCGUGCGAUCGUUACGACUGCUUGCCGGCUGGGGGGGAAUCCGUCGAGGUGUGCCGCGUGCGGCCCCGGCGUACGCGAGCCUCGCGUGAGGAGGCCACACCCUACAGGGAGGGCAUUCCGUACGAGCAAUGCUUCCCCUACAGGGAGGGCAUUCCGUACGAGCAAUGCUUCCCCUAUAGGGAGGGCAUCCCGUACCAGCAGUACUUCCCCUACGGGGAGGGCAUCCCGAACGAGCAAUGCUUUCCCUACGAGGAGGGCAUCCCGUAUGAGCAAUGCCUCCCUUACGGGGAGGGAGUCCCCCUUGAGCAGCGCAGCCCCUACGGGCCCCUCAAAAUGACUACCCUGAGGAGGAAGGGGCCCGCGGAGGAAACCACGUGCAUAUGUGAAGUGAGUCCACCGAGCAAGUUGAGCAUCGUGGCGCUGGAGAGCAAGCAGGCAGGGAGGAGCAGCGCCACGAAGGGGAGAACAAUGAAGGGCGGGACGAUGAUGGGAGGAACGAUGAAGGGCGGAACGAUGAAGAGCGGAACGAUGAAGAGCGGAAUGACGAAGGGCGGAAUGACGAAGGGCGGAAUGACGAAGGGCGGAAUGACGAAGGGCGGAAUGACGAAGGGCGGAAUGACGAAGGGCGGAAUGACGAAGAGCAGAACGACGCAGAACAAACUCAAGGGUAACCCCAUGAGCAAUGUGAGGAGCCUGUGUAACGUGGGAACAAGGAGCAGCGCCGACCCGAAGCAAAACGAAAAAUCAUUCAUGCACAGGAAUAACCGAAAUUUGCUGAAAAUUUAUUUAAAUGGAGAUUUAUUGUGCAACUUGUAUGACAAGCUUAGCAAGAAGGUGAAGUGGGGGAUCGGCAAUGGUACGAUGGAGAUGACGAGUAUCCAGAAAAAAGUAACAUUAUACAAUGAGGGGAACGUGUUCUUUACAUACAAAACACUGAAGACGUUUCAAAGACACUGGGUCUGCUAUGCGAGGAAGAAGAAGGAGCUGAGGAACAGAGCAGCCAAACAUAGAAAAGUCUACACGAGAAAGAUACUCGCCAAAUUCUACGACCUAUGGCUCUAUCGAAAUGAGAAAAAAAUUUACGUCAAAGGAGUCUUCGAAAAACUGGUGGAAAAGAGGAAGAAGAACCUUCUCCGAAAACAGUACAAUUCGAUACAAAGAAGAAACACAGUUUAAAUGCAUAGCUACUUCGUUAAUCGAGUGAAGAAACGAACUGUGUUGAGCUGGAUGGACUAUGUGCGCGUCUACAGGAGGGACAUCCUUCACUACUACCAUUUUAACGACCAAGGGAAUUUAUUCGUCCUCUUUAUGUUGAAGACUCUCCUACACUGUCGAUCUCUCUCUCCAGAAACCAGCGGAAAAACUCUCCUUGAUAUUGUCAAUUUUUCAAACAUAAAUUUUAACCUGAACAACUUUGUCUUCAUUCAUAAGAAGUACCUCGUGGGGAAGGGUCUCCUUCCGAACGUAGGCACUCUCUACGACAACGCCAUGUUUGUGUACAGGUCCCUUAACAUCAUUUCUUCGUUCGUGCCCGCUCCCUUCUCCGUCAGCCUGCGCAAGCUGCGCCACAACCUGCCCUACCUCUGCUUCGCGCUCAAGAUGGCAAUUUACAAACGCGUCGUGAACACCUGGCGCAACGAAUGCAUGCGCGUUAAGCGGUUCCGGGCGGAGUGCAGAAUGAAGCUUCAAAGGGGCUGUCUCUCCCGUCUGAGGGGUCUCGUGAAGAAGAAGAAAGCCCUCCAGGAGGCGAAAAAAAAGUACGACCAGGAAAGGAAGGUCAAAAUGAAAAGCAAAAUUUUUUCCACCUGGCUGUCCCUCCGAAUGAAGUACUACACCUUCCGCAAAAAGUUUCAAUAUUAUGGCCUCCGAAAUAGGGAAAAAAAAAUGAAAAAAAUUAUACAAGGAUGGAUAAGUAUAAGUAGGGAAAAGAGGGAAAAAAAAAAAAAUUCUGCUCUUCUUCAAAUCGGUAUUGAUGAGAAAGAAGAAGAAGCAUUUCGACUAAAGAGGAAAAAAAAAGUUAAGGAGAAAAUUGCAAAGCUGUACUAUGUGCGCAAAUACAAGAGCAGGGCAUUCAAGGCUCUCUUCGUGUACUCUAAGAACAUACUUUUCUUUAAUGCACUGAAUAAAAUUGCGGAGUCGUACUUAAAGCAGACGUGCGUUCGAAGGUGGAGACACCUGACAAGGGCAUUCCUGGACAGGCGCCAGGAAAUGAGGGCUGCACUCGACCAGCUGGACUUGAACGUGAAGCGCCGAUUUUUCAACAUUUUCUUUGUCUACCGUCUGCAGACGAAGCACCUCACGGAGAAAUUCCUGAACCAAUGGAAGAGCUACGUUCAAAUACGAAAGAACAAGGAGGCGUUUCUCUCCAAUAUGAUCAGCCUCUUCAACAGGAAGAAGAAGCUGAAGGUCAUUAGCAAGUGGUACACUCGCUUCAUACUGAACGUGCGCUUUAAGGAGACGGAAAGAAUCCUGUCGAGGAAGGUGUGCCUGGUUUACUUCGCGGGUCUGUUGCUCUACAGCCAGAAGAUGAAGCGGGUGGAGAUUUUCCUGAGGAACCGAACCAACGUGGUGACCUGCCAGAAAAUGCUGAAGAAAUGGAGGAGACAAGCCAAACUGGAGAUAAAGAAGAAAAAAAUAAUCGAGAGGAGAUUAGAAGCGACCAAGUGUAAAUACUACACAAAGUGGAAGAACAAGUACCAAAAAGUAAGGGAGAAAAAAAAAGAAGAAAUUAAAAUACAAUUAAUUAGGCAUAUAGGAAAUAUCAACACCCUACGAAAGGUGAUCCACCUGUGGAGAAUCAAAAGCGAACAGUCUAAACAUAUUAAGCGUCUUAUCCAUGCGAUGACUACAUUCGUAAUUAAAAAAAGCAAGAGUGAAGCGUUUGUCGCAGUGUAUAGAUGUAGUCACUACUACGUCAACAUACAAGUGACGCUUGCCAACUUUUUAGUAGAAAAAAAAGACAGAAUGAAAAGAAAAAUUUGGGAUAUUUUAAAACGUAAUUGGAGCAACCGAGUUAGGAAUAGAAAGGCCACACACUUCUUGUGUUCGAUCUUAAAAUCGAGAGCUUUCUCAGCUUUACAGCUACAUCGAGAGAGACAAAGUGCAUUCAGGAGGGGGUACCACCUGGUCACUCUGAAUCGGAAAAGAAAGUACUUCAACGCCAUGCUCCACUUUUUUGAGUUUAUCAAAAGGGCCAAAUUCAGUUUUUAUUCCAUUAGGCUUAAUGGGGAGAGUAGACUGCGGCGUCAUUUCUUCCUCGUCUGGAUGGCCUUCCUGACGAAGCGCAAACAAGAGAGGAAAACCGCCCGCAUAAUACAGAGACAAAGGGCGAACAGAAUAAAGGGAGCCAUCUUUUUUCAAAUUAAGAGAAGGCUCAACAGGAAGAGGUACCUCAUGCUUCUUCUACACAGAAUGGAUGAGCUCAUCAAACUGAGGAUGUAUCACCAGGGUGUUUACAAAAUCAGAGCCAACAGAAAAAUCAUGACCAUACGAGAGAAAAUCCUAUCAAAGAUGCAAAAAGACAAACAUGAGAAAACGAUGAGGAAAACCUUCAAAGCAUUCAAGGACAGACUAGCCAAAAGGAAAAGAACCCAAAUGGAAAAGGACUUAAUCAACAGCUUCUAUCCCAAAUUGAUUAAGACAAAAUAUUUUCGUCUCAUUUGUCAGCGGGCAUUCGAUUUGUCCACAAGGAGAGAUGCAAUCCUGAGGAGAGCAGAUGCGAACCAUGUGUUUCACUCUCGAAAGAGUAAUUUCCUUUCUUGGAAAGCUUUCGUGAAGAAGAAAAAACUACACAAGGAGCUUUACAAUGCGGUGAAGUUACAGAAGAAAGCUCGUGUCUUCAUUACGCUGCUACACGUGAGGGCUCAAAAUUGUUAUUAUAAGGUAUCCCUAGUGCACAGGAUACACGCGCUGGUUUACUCCCCAUGGUGUAGCAUGCCAGCAUUUGAGGAGAUCCUCGAUUGUGGAAGCGCCACCCUGAGAGUGGACCCCAAAGGGAGGAAUUACAGCUGCGCGGGGGGGUACACAGGAGAGUAUCCGCGCAGUUACAAUGGAGGGGAUGCAUCCGAGUUGAACCUCACAUCUGGAGGAAGUGGUGGAACCGAUGAAAGUGACAGGCGAGGCGAAAGUUGCAGACGAAUCCAACGUGACGGACGAAGCCAACGGAACGACAACAUCGCUGGUGACGUAACCAUGGGAGAGCGGCGAACAGGAUGGAACACACACCAACAGGUUAACACCCUCAUUGCGAUGAACCGAAUGCAUAUACAGAUCGGACGGAGAGAAAGGAAAAACUACCCCUGCAGGGGAAAACGAGCCAAGAGAAAGAACAACCAUUUUUACAGCUACCAAAAGGUGUGCUACUCUCUAAAAAACAGCGCCAUGAACAGGCUAAUAAUUUUGUACCUUCUCAUGUGCGACCUGCACGACAUCAGCACCUUUUUCGAGCACUUCAAGAAAAAAUUUAAUUUUUUGUAUCACUUUUUUUUCAACUUCCUGUCCCUCAAAACGAAGAAGUUCUUAUUGAAGGUUUUAAAAAGCAAUCGGAGUUUUAGUUUUUGCCAAGCUUUUCAUACAAAGGAUGCUGAUUUGAAUGCCAACUUUAAACUGUUGCUGCUGAUUUAUUACCUGCUGGGGGGGUCUGUUUCCCCUGGGGGGGGUUCACACGAAAGCAGGGCUCUCCUCAUUUUCGACGCGACGCGUGCCUUCCUCGGAGGGGCGCAGAAAGGGGUGGGAGUGGAUACUGCAGAUACGGCGGAGAAGGCGACCAAAGCUUCAAACACGGCUAAUCAGACGCACAGAGCAGACGAGCCAUGCACCCCAGGGGGAGGCAGAUCCUCAACUGCAAGCAGCAGCGAGGGAGACACGUCCCUCUCCUCGCACAGCUCGCGAAGUUGGGCCUCCUCCAUGGGAAUGAACACCCCCAUGAAGCGCACCCCCCAGCUGAGGCGCCUAACGAGCGACGCCCUGCAAAGAAACAUGCUCCAUUUUGUUAAAGCCUUAAAGAGUAGCAUAGCAACCCGUUUUAGGGAAACCACCCUGAGUAUGCAAUUCUCCCUAAUGUGCUGCAUAGGUAGAGACAAGCUAAUCCAAGUGCACCUAUUCUUUAGCAGACUGAAGAAGUCCACGCAGUGGUGGAAGCAGUACAGUCGAGUGAAGAGCCAACAUAAGAAGGAGGACAACAAAAGAGUAGCCACCUUGGAGAAAAAAAACGAACUUUUAGAAAAAUUCUUUGGUAUAUGGGUCCUAUCCUUCAACUGGAAGGUCAAAGAAAUAAAAAAUAAAAGAAAGCAAGUUUUGAAGAAACACAUCCGAUUGUUAUUUUCCUACUGGCAUGGACUAAUCAAAGUGGGGAACUACAAUAAGGAGAGGUUUUUUAAACUGAAGGAGCAAGUGGAGAGGAGGGUGAUGAAGGAUUAUCUAGAUAGGUUAAUAUCUGUUCAUAUUUCGAAAAAGAGUGAAAGAAGAAACUUUGCCGUAGUAAUGAAACACAGUAAUGAAAAGAGAAAAAAAACCUUUUUCUAUGUAUGGUUGUUACUCUACCGAUAUGAACAGAAGGGAUGUCUGGUACGCUCUCGUAUGCAAAGGAGAGUACUCAGAUGCCACUUCGACUCCUGGCUUGGCAUCUACGCGAAGAAGCAGAUAUAUCUACUCCUCAUUCGCACACUGAAUGAGCAUUUAUUCAAGAAAAUCUUCUCCCACGUGGUGCACAGAUUUAAGUAUUACAGUUUUAUUAAAAGGAGAGCGAUCUCCAUGAUGAAGAAGUGCCUCCUCGUGCACUACAAUCUAGUUAAACGAAACAUAGCGAUUGGUAAGCUGCAGAUUUACAUAUGUGCAUCCGUCCGGUUUACCCAAAUGAAGCAUCUGUUUGGACUAUGGAGUGAAAAGUACAGGAAGAGAAAAAACUGUAGAGAAAGCUACCGCAUCGUUAUGGAAAAAAAAAAACGUGUCUUUUUCCACGAGUGGGUAAAACACUUCCUCGACAAUAGCAAACUACAUGAUGAGAAAAUAAAAAAAUGGAACUCCUUUUUUGUAAAGAGAUUCUUCUCCAAAUGGUUGACGUAUCAUCAUUACAAGAAGGUAAAAAGAAGGAGAAAAAAAAAUACCUUGCAAUUUUUUUUUCGACAUUUGAGGAGAACAUUCCAGAUGAGAGUCUCACUUAGGGAAUACAUUACAAAGGCACACCUCGGAGUGAAGAAAAAAAUUUUUUCCAUUCUGAGGGAGAAUAAACUGAUGAGGGUCAACAAGAGACGGAUCUAUCUCUACUGUGAGCAGUUCUGGGGGAAGACCUUCUUAAGGAGGUACUACUUCCUGUGGGUCAAUCAUUACUUAAUGUGCAAACAUGUGAAGAGCGUGGUGUUCAGGAUGACCCUCGUGAGGAACACACACUUGCUGCGCGGCAGCCUGAACGGAUGGCUACUGCACACACAGAGGAGGAAACAACUGCAGGGAAUUUACAACGUAAUAAAGUUUGAGAGGAAUAAAGUAGUGCAAACUGUAUUCAACAGGUGGAGAAGUCUGUACCAGUUUGCCACUCAAAGGAGGAGAAGAUCCAUGCAAAAGUUUUUCCUCACGUGGGUUCAGAAUUUUAAGUUUUGUUUGUUCGUAAACCGAUUAAAUGUAUACGUGUGUAACAUCUACACGAGGAACAUCUUCUGCUUCUACUUCGAUUUGCGCAACAUGAGUGAGAAAUACAACCGCCUCGCACGUGGAUCCUUCCCCUUUGUGAAAAAACAAAUAGGUUAUGCUCUUGCCUGCAGAACGGAGUUGUUAUCCUCCGGAUUUAAUGCCCUCCACUUGUAUGCACGUCAUUGCAAAGAUAUGAGAAUCAAAUUAGAGACCUACAGAAAAGGACAGAAACACAAACUGAAGAAACGUCAUUUUGCUCUACUGCUAACUUACAAAAAAAAAAAAUGAAUGGUAGCUCGAGUGGUUACCUACUGGCAUGAACAGUCUCUCCUUGCGCGCCGAUUGGUGGACAAGGGUCAACAAUUCAAGCAAAAAUAUAAUCGUAAUGUUGUGAAGAAAUUUUUUUUCCUUCUCAUCUUUUCCAUUAACAAAAUAAAGAUAGAAAAAAAAAAUUUUGACAUUGUCCGCUUUAAGAGGGAGAAAAUAAUUAAACAUAAAAUUAUUAACUUCAUGCGGAGUAGGACCUUGACGGGUUCGAACAAAUUGGACCUCAUCGAUAAAACGAAGAAGAACCUCCGCAGAGCCCUCUUCGAUGCCCAACGGAGAAACGACGCCGCCCUCGCCAAAAAGUAUUUUUACUCCCUCAUUUUUAAGUACGUCACCAACGUGAACCACUACAAGUACUACUACUAUAAUAAGUACCUCUCCCUGUGGAAGUACUACGUGGUGAUGGGCGGCACGAGGCAGCAGCAGUCACGCGGCGGGGAGCAGCAACACGGCGAGGAGCAGUCACACGGCGGGGACACACUCAGGGGAGAAGCGCACCGAGGAGACCCGGACGAUGAGCUCUCCGAUGAGCUCUCCGGUAACCCCUCCGAUAACCUCUCCGGUAACCUAUCUGAUAACCCCUCCGGUAACCCCUCCGGUAACCCCUCCGAUAACCUAUCUGAUAACCUUUCUGAUAACCCCUCCGACAACCCCUCCGAGGACAGCAAAUCGGACGACUCCUCCGAAUACACCCUGACCUCCGCACUGGGCCUGCGCAAGGGAGACACGAAGGGGGGGAAAGGAGACCUCCAAGAAUAUGUCAACCUGGGCUCCAUUAACAGCUCCAUAGCGUCCUCCGAAACGAAGGAGGAAAGCGACACGUCGGACGUUGCUGCAGCGGAAGGAGCGAAGUUGUGA
Molecule: messenger RNA, 8244 nt
Organism: Plasmodium cynomolgi strain B
Lineage: Eukaryota; Apicomplexa; Aconoidasida; Haemosporida; Plasmodiidae
Exons: 12
Coding region: 1609-7347 (1912 amino acids)
Source: RefSeq, a predicted model, not a curated record